AUGGGCAGCAAGCGUAAGAAGUCUGACAGCCAGGAGCAUGAAAAGACUGCCUCUAAGCAAAAGGCUGCGGGAAAGCGCCGACGGGAGUCCAAGUCACCAGAGAGAGACUUUGAAAUACUAGAAAUGAAGAGAAAGAAGAAGAACGAGAAGCGUCAAAAAUAUUCUGAACUCGAGAUCGAAGCUAUCACGAUUAUUCCGACGGCAACGGAGGUCCCACGUGUAGUCGAAGUAGAAUUUGAUAAACAUGGCGAAUUGAUUUGGGACCCUGAGAAGACUUAUAUCGGAGAGAGAAAAGCCCCAAAGGGACGACGAAAAAGACCAGCCAGACGAGAAAGAUAUAAAGCGCCGGAAGGCAAGCCUAUUCUGAGUAGACGAAAUAUACCUACAGAAUGGAAAUGGAAUGAGUGGGAUCUUGAUCUUGAUCGCAAUGACAUUGAGGGCCAAAUUCAACGAUGCAAAGAAAGAAUUGAAGAUGGAAUUCUACCAUUCAUUUUCAAGGACAGAUUAAGCGAAUUUGAGGUAAAGAAACACGCAAAAGACCAAAUUAUGGCGAAGCACCCUGGUCAUACCUUUGAAGUGGCGCAGUGCCUGGAGAAUCUGCUCUUCAUAGAGGAGUCACUACAGAAGAAAGACUCGGAUGAGUACAAGCAGCUUCCAAAUGUACGAGCUCUCAUAAAGGCCUACAAGUCAAAAGCCCUGGAUUGGAAUCAGGGACUAGUCACGUACUGGUCCCACGGAAGGCAACUUUGUCAGCCACGACCCCUUAGUUGGAAGGAAUUUUACGCGGUAAACAGAAUGCAUGACGGAUGGGAGAGCUUCUGGGUCGAAGGGCUCAAUGGGCCGGGUCCAUCAAAGAAAUUCGUCAAGAUGAAGACAGAAUUGGCGAAUGCCAAUCUAAGCGAUUUCAAUCGUUUUGUAAGCAUCAGCUUGAGAAUACCUCUAUGCGAGGGAGCCGAGAUUCCAUACGAUUUUAUAGACGACACGGGCAGUGAUAUGGCGUGUGUAUUCAGAAAUAACGUUUUAUCUUUAGCUCAAGCUGCUCUCGCAGUCCCAAAUUCUGGAUAUGCCGGCGGCGUGCAUACGGCGACUCGGAGUUCAGCACGUGUUCCUCUGCCUCCAAUUGUAGGAGUAGUAACAAUUUUAUGUGCUUUGGGAACGCAAACAGUUGAAAAUGUAAUCCUGCUAGAGGCUAAUGCGAAGGAUGAUAAUGAUGAAUAUAUCAUGCCUCAUUGGAGUCCUAUACAAGUUGGAGUUAUGCCUGAUCGUGGUCCUGGAGAUCCUGAAUUACACAGGCUUUCUGGUCCGUGGUGUAGGUCCCAGCUGUUUAUGACUACAAUUCCGGAUAAUUCCAAUACGACGUAUUAUUUUGAUCAUAAGACGGCCUUUGGGGAUAUAGAUAUGGAUCAUAUUAAAGAUCCUAGUUUUCGAGAGCAUCUUCAGGAAUUGCCUUUGGCAUCUCCGCCGGCGGAUCCAUGGAAUUCAUUACAACUUGAACGUUGA
Penicillium angulare is the source of this 1500-nucleotide messenger RNA. RefSeq lists its product as uncharacterized. The coding region runs from base 1 to 1500 and encodes 499 amino acids. Lineage: Eukaryota; Fungi; Ascomycota; Eurotiomycetes; Eurotiales; Aspergillaceae. The transcript is spliced from 5 exons. The record is from RefSeq and is a predicted model, not a curated record.